AUGAUUGCUCUUAUCUUCACCGCCUGCCUACUCGCUGUGGUAGAAGGAUUGACAAAUGAUUGCCAUUUGAAACCCGAUCCGGGGCCGUGUAAAGGCUUUUACCAAAGGUUCGCCUACAAUCGUAAAAACAAUACCUGCGUGCCAUUCAUCUACGGCGGCUGCCAAGGCAAUGGCAAUAACUUUGAGACCAAAAAGCAGUGCGAGAAAAAAUGUUUAGGUAAGUCGUCAACGAGGACGAUUCAGUUCAUAAUUAACAAGCGUCUAAAAGUUUGA
Messenger RNA from Dibothriocephalus latus, 273 nucleotides. The record is from the annotation of a GenBank genome assembly. Lineage: Eukaryota; Metazoa; Platyhelminthes; Cestoda; Diphyllobothriidea; Diphyllobothriidae.